AUGCUCUCUCUGCUGGUCUCCCGGCCUCCCUCGGCCGGCGUCGCUGCGUUGUCCGACCUGGUGGAUGGAGGGCUUGGGCUGCCGCGGCUUGGGUGUCUCCCGUCCCCGGCCUCUGAUGAUGUUGCUCCUGCCAGCGCCGCGCCGUCAACCCUGAUUGCUGCUGUGGGCGCGCCGUCCCCGACUCCUGCCGGCGCUAUUACGUCGUCCUUGGCUCCUGCAGAAGCCCCGCCACCCUCGGCUGCGACUGCUGAAGCGCCGUCCACGUCUCCUGCUGGCUCCGUCACAUCGUCCUCGACUCCUGUGAAAGCGAUGCCGUCCUCAACUCCUGUCGGCACGUCGCCGGAUCUGGGCACCAAGCAACCUGUUUCGUGGAGCUCUCUUACCAAAGACGAAGAAGGUGAAGAUGACGACGAGCUGGCCCCGCAGACACCGCCACCGGCUACCAAAUCCCCAGUUCCCCGCUUCCGGCUACUCGACCGGACAUGA
Molecule: messenger RNA, 486 nt
Organism: Aegilops tauschii subsp. strangulata
Lineage: Eukaryota; Viridiplantae; Streptophyta; Magnoliopsida; Poales; Poaceae
Source: RefSeq, a predicted model, not a curated record